This is a messenger RNA of Canariomyces notabilis, 613 nucleotides long. RefSeq lists its product as uncharacterized. The record is from RefSeq and is a predicted model, not a curated record. The coding region runs from base 175 to 513 and encodes 112 amino acids. Lineage: Eukaryota; Fungi; Ascomycota; Sordariomycetes; Sordariales; Chaetomiaceae. The transcript has a single exon.
ACCUGAGUCGUUGAUAAGGAUUUGAACAAAGCCUACCUCGUAUGAGCAACGAUAGCAUCUCAAGAAUCAAUAUGUUAGGUUAGUCAGUUGUGUCCUCGAGAUGGGCCAGGCGUACCAGAUAACCUUCUUAGAUCCCUCACUGGGAUCCACAGACACUGGAAGAGAAGGCAAUGAAUGCACCAUGAUCUGCUCCACGCCUCAUGGCCGAAUGAACAUCAGGUUCCAUUUCUCCCUAUAAGUACAAGGAGGCCUUCCUCAGUUCCGUCUUCCAUCCCUCCUCGACUGCACACACAUGAUUUCCACUCUUCGCUCCGUGAGUCGGCGGCGCUCGUCACGACUAUCGCCGCCCUUUCUGUCCUGUCUUCCAUUACGAUUACCGCCCCCCACCUUCCCCUUAAGCAAACAGCCGAGCCACGAAAACAACGGAAACCGGCCAACAGCCGAAAGCAAGGCAAAGAGGAACCCCCUAGAACAGGACAAACUGGAACCGAGAAGUCCGCCAUGUCGUCUUAAAGAGGGAAGGGACCUGAAAGAAGAAGAAGAAAGUAAAAACGCAAACAAGAACAUCCCACGCCCCGCCAUGCCAUGCCAAAUGUCGUUCGUCUAGCCGUUC